Messenger RNA from Pistacia vera, 725 nucleotides. RefSeq names its product AP-4 complex subunit sigma. The coding region runs from base 112 to 543 and encodes 143 amino acids. NCBI's taxonomy places the organism in Eukaryota, Viridiplantae, Streptophyta, Magnoliopsida, Sapindales, Anacardiaceae. The transcript has 4 exons. Gene Ontology annotation, cellular component: intracellular membrane-bounded organelle. The record is from RefSeq and is a predicted model, not a curated record. Gene Ontology annotation, biological process: vesicle-mediated transport; protein transport.
GAAUGGCAAAAAGAGUAAAUUUGGUUUCCUAUUGGGAAAAAUAAACUAAACACGGCUUCAAGGUCUGAGGUUUAGUAUCAGAACCAGAAGUUGAGUAGAUCAAGAAAGAAGAUGGGGAUCAGAUUCAUAUUGAUGGUCAACAAACAAGGCCAGACCCGUCUCGCCCAAUACUACGAAUGGCUCACCCUCGAAGAACGACGCGCUCUUGAGGGGGAAAUUGUUCGCAAAUGUCUCGCUCGCACCGAGCAACAGUGUUCUUUUGUCGAGCAUCGCAACUAUAAAAUCGUGUACAGGCGCUAUGCAUCGCUGUUUUUCUUAGUCGGAGUUGACAAUGAUGAAAAUGAGCUAGCAAUUUUGGAAUUCAUACACUUGUUAGUAGAAACCAUGGAUCGUCAUUUUGGCAAUGUGUGUGAGUUAGACAUCAUGUUCCAUUUAGAGAAAGCACAUUUCAUGCUGGAAGAAAUGGUAAUGAACGGAUGUAUUGUAGAGACAAGCAAGUCAAACAUUCUGUCACCAAUACAGCUGAUGGACAAAUCAUCCUGAAUAGUUUUGUGCAGUUGGUUUUUGUACGAGUUUCAUGAUGUUUUUGCGGCUUGUUUAUGUUUUCUAUUGUACAAUAAAGUUUAAACAAUAUCAGAUCUUUCAUAAGUUAACAUUCAUUAGUUGAUUGUUUGAUUCAUUAUUGAUUAAGUUGAUGGAUAAUAAACAAUCAGCUAAAUACUUUA